Messenger RNA from Letharia columbiana, 726 nucleotides. RefSeq lists its product as uncharacterized. The transcript is spliced from 3 exons. Lineage: Eukaryota; Fungi; Ascomycota; Lecanoromycetes; Lecanorales; Parmeliaceae. Bases 1 to 726 code for a protein of 241 amino acids. The record is from RefSeq and is a predicted model, not a curated record.
AUGAUUUCCCUCACCGUCUUUCUACUGUCUUUGAUCGCUCUCAGCGCCGCCCAGAACCAGACCGUCUCUUUAUUCAUCCCUGAUGCGGAUCCGCAAAGCCUUGUUGGGUCGAUCGUUGGGGGAGAUGCCACAGCAACCACCUAUGUUGUUCAGUGCGCCAAUGGUGGAUCCAACGGUGCGGCAGCUACCACCGCAGCAGCAGCCACCACCGCACCCGCCGCGGCAACUACCGACUCUGGCGACGAUGGGAGUGAUUCGUGCGGGCUUCCAACUCCUCUAACCCUUGUGGAGGGCCCAUCGACUGUCGCCUAUUCACUCGCUCUCGAUGACUCUGUCGUAUCCGUCAACUGCGUUCUUUCAGGCACUUCGGUAGCAGUGUGCACCGCGGCAGCCAGCGGUGCUAUCCUAAGCCAGGAGACUGGAGUACCCACCCUGACAGCCACCACUCUAUCUGGCACCGACGUCUCCUACCUGCCCGUAAUUAUCACGGCCGGCUCAGUCACUAAUACUGCAUCAACACUCACAUCUACCACUGCAUCGACCACUGGGGGAGCGAAGGGAGGAUCGAACGGUGGCUCUACAACCUCGAAUGGUGGAACACAGACGCAAACCGGUAGCACCACCAGCGCGUCAACGAAAGCGAGUGGUGCUGCUAUGCACAUGGGACCAGCGAUGGGUAUGGGAGCAGCGGGUGCCUUGGCGGCCAUUGCUGCUGUGGUACUAUAA